AUGGAAUCAUUCUUGACACGAUAUCUUCACGGCAAUACUACCCAAGUGCACGUUCGUGGAAGUUCUUUUGGGCCUGAUGAUAGCCCUUCUAGAAAGCAUGUAGGAAAUACACCUCCAUGGCUUCAGAAGGCUUUGGAAAGAAUUAUCAUACGUGUUCCAUUUCCAGGAGCCAAAGAAACUCAAUUGAUACAGUCUUUAGAAUUAACAGGUAUAAAGAUCGAUUUCUCUAUAAAAGGUGACCCACUUAUUUCAGCAGACGCAGUAGCUAUGUUGAAGAAGCCUGAGGAAAUGCAAUUUCAUAUGGAUGUCACUCAAAUUGAACCCCAUGUGUUUUUGUACCUUGAUCAAAGUUCAGAAAAACCUUUCGCUACUGUUCAGCCUAAUCAACCAUGUCCUGCUACGACAGAAGAAGGCAAUGGGAUUGAUUUACCUCUUCAAACAAUGCGUGUGAAGUCGAAGCUUGUGCGUGCUCCUUUCAAAGUGCUACCAGGCGGCCAGAAAGAUUUUGAAGCGUUUCUUAACCGAGUAUUUUAUGGAAAGAAAAGCAAAAUUUAUAUUCGAGGUACAUCAGAUGCUACUGUGGAUAGUGACUUUGGGCAUUUGAAUAUCAAAGACCUUGAGUUCAAUGGGGAAAUUGAAACUAAGGGACUACGAGGUAUGCAGCAUCCGCCUCCUCAAAUCAACUCAAUCACAAUUACGAAAGGCCAUAUUGAUGCUUUACAGGUUCAGACAGAAUUGAGUAUUCAUAGUCCUGCUGAUGUUGACGUCAAUUUGGGUGAACUGAAUAUGGCUUUGUUGUAUGAGGGUCAUGUGAUUGGCAAUACAAGUAUCCCUGAAUUGAAGUUGUCACCAGGAUUAUCGAACAAACUUCUUGUGUCUGCUUGGCUGUUUGGAGAUAAUGACUAUGUUACUGAUUUCAUUGGAAACUAUAUUUCCAAAGGCACAAACUUAAGCGAUAAUAAUGUCACUCUUACCAUAUCAGGUCAACAUAGCAAUGCCACAAGAUCCGUAUUUCUAAAGGAGUUCUUAAAGCACAUCAAUUUUAAUGUACAGGCGCCACCGUUUGAUAAAGAACCCUUGUUAGCUGACUGUCAGAUGUAUAUAUUGUCCUCAACAGUUAUCAUGAGUUUACGUAAUCCGUUUAACGACAUAGAAAUGGCCAUCAACAAAAUCAAUGCCUCAGCCACUUACGAAGAGUAUGAAGUGGGAACAAUAAAUGCAAACUUCGAAGAUCGUGGGGAAGGUUGGAAAAACGGGCCCAUGAAGUUGCCACCUCCAUCCUGUGAUAACUCAGAAAAACAUUGCACAGGUGUGGUCGUAAAUUCAGAAAAGAUACCCAUCGCCACAAAAAAGCUUGGAUACGAGGCUAUCAAAAAGGCUUUAGGCGGGUCUAUUGACGUAUCUGUCGCAAGCGAGGUUUCCGUUAUGAUUGAUAAGUUCAAGUUGAAUAAUCUACGAUACCAUCAGAGCAAUAUCACUGCUAAGGUCAGGAAAGGAUUCUAG
This is a messenger RNA of Mycotypha africana, 1503 nucleotides long. RefSeq lists its product as uncharacterized. The record is from RefSeq and is a predicted model, not a curated record. The transcript has 2 exons. Bases 1 to 1503 code for a protein of 500 amino acids. Gene Ontology annotation, cellular component: fungal-type vacuole membrane. NCBI's taxonomy places the organism in Eukaryota, Fungi, Mucoromycota, Mucoromycetes, Mucorales, Mycotyphaceae.